Messenger RNA from Antechinus flavipes (yellow-footed antechinus), 6497 nucleotides. RefSeq names its product glia maturation factor beta (gene GMFB). The record is from RefSeq and is a predicted model, not a curated record. The coding region runs from base 2375 to 2704 and encodes 109 amino acids. Gene Ontology annotation, cellular component: actin cortical patch. The transcript has 8 exons. Gene Ontology annotation, biological process: actin filament debranching; negative regulation of Arp2/3 complex-mediated actin nucleation. Lineage: Eukaryota; Metazoa; Chordata; Mammalia; Dasyuromorphia; Dasyuridae. Gene Ontology annotation, molecular function: actin binding; Arp2/3 complex binding.
GGCAGAGCUCUGAGCCAAUAGCAUUUUAUUAAAUGGUCCACGCCCCUGUCCAAUGAAGGAAAUCUCAGAUCUUCAUCAUGAUCCGAGAUACCCUCUUUUCUUAACAAUUUAGUUUUGUAGUAAAAAAAAUUUUUUAAGUAAAAUAAGUUUGUAUUAAAUACUUGCUACCCAGACUAUGACACAGAAGAGGCAAAGUAAAAUACAAAGUCUCAUUGGUUGUUAGAUUUCUAUUUUGACCAUUCAGGAGAACUUUCAGCUAAAGCUUGUCAUAGAUUAGAUAAUAGAGGAUAUCCAAAUAUCCUGAUGGUCUUUCAUUGGCCCUAUGUUGGGUAAUCAAUUGAGGAAUGGAUUUCACAGGCAGCUCCUUUAAUGUGAAGAUAGGGUCACCCAUUAAUCAAGUACUCAUAGGAUUUGUUGAUCAAGUGCCAUAGGGCUUUUUUCCUAGUGAAGGGAUAAGAGUGAAGUAGUUAUGGGGUAGAGGGGGAGCACUUUCCAUGCCGUUGAGUCACCUCCACCACACUGGACUUGCUCAUUUACUAUCAGGUAUUGUUUAAGCAAGUGGAUUUGAAACAGAUGGUGAUUCCUUUAAGAAACUGUAUUUCCUAUUGAUCUGUGAUCCCUUUCAGAUUCUCAGCCCCUCCUGGGGAAGGCAUAAGCCCCUAGAUAAGUUAUCUUUGCAGGAUGCCAGACCCUUUGAUUCAAUUAGAAAUUCUAGUCAAAAAGCACCCCUUUGAAGUAUUGUUAAUUCCAAUAGAAGAUGGGACUGUCCCAGCCCUCAUUGGGUCUGACUUGCUUGGGCUGUCCCAGCCCCCACUGGAUCUGACUUGCUUGGGGUGCCCCAGCCCCCAUUGGGUCUGACUUGCUUGGGCUAUCCCAGCCCCCACUAAGACACCCAAUAUAAUAGCUUCCAUUUAGGAAGUCUUUUGCAGAUGGAUUUAGAUAAUGCACUCAGCUGCCAGGACCCUUCUGCCCACUGAGAAAGCAUUCUCAGUGCCAAAACUCCAUUUUCCAUAGAUCUGUCACUAUAGAAGUCAGUCUCUUGGUAAACUGAUUUCUAUCUAACAAUAAACUUUCAUUUUACAACUAAUAAUUCAGGAAUGAAUGAAUUCUUUCACUCCUAAAAUGUUUCUUUAUCCUUAAGAUCUCUCUACCCUUAAAAGUCUAUCCUAGACUCUACCAUUCCCUUAAGUUGCUAUUUUAUAUAUUUCUUCCCCUUUCUAGAAAAAGCUAUCCAUAGUUGCCUCCUCCAUUUCUUCUCACUUAUUUUUCAGCUCGUUAUAAUCUGGCUUCCCGUUUCAUCACUUAACUAAAACUGCUUUCUCCAAAGUUACCAACUUUUAAUUGACAAAUUAAAUUUAAUCUUCAAACUUCUCCCCCUUUCUUCUUCAUUUGAUACUGUUGACUAUUCUCUCAUCCUAGAUACUAUUCUCUUCUCUGGGAUUUUGUGACAUGACUGAACUCAUUCUAUUUUCCCCAAAACCCUGGGUCUUUCUCGAGUCUCUCACUGCCAUACUGCAUCGUAUACAAUACUGCCAAAGUUAUUUUCCUGAAGGACAGAUCUGACAUAUUUCCUUCUAGCUCAAUAAGCUUCAGUGGCUUCCUAUUGACUCCAAAAUGAAAUAUUUCAUCAUUAUCUAAUCCUUUUUAAAAUUUUCUAUUAUUUAAAAAUUAAGUUACAUAACAAUUAGAGACAGGAAGUAGGUCUGUGAUUUCAUUGUUAUAGAACUCCUGGGUGAGGAAACACCCUUUACUGACGUAGAUUGGCCCUUUUCUGUAAUUCACAGGCUUAUUCACGGUUGCCUGGAGCAAUGAGAGUUAAGAGUCUUGCUCAGAGGUACUGGGUCAAUAGCGUCAGGUCCUUCUGCCCUCAAGGUUGACUCUCCAAUAUACUUUGCCGCGCUGACUCUAGUUUUACAAAGUUUAUACACAAAUAAAUACAAACACAUGAAGGGGCGUCCUAAAAUUUCCCACUGAGCAUGCUCAGGAUCAAAAAAGUUUGAAGAUAACGGCUUUAGAGAAUAAAAACUAAACCAAACCGGUAAUUUCACUUAGAAAUCGCCCAUCAGCUAACUUUGAGCAGUACCGCACACCGUCUGGUCAUCAACCGCAGGCUCCGCCCAACCUCCGCUUGUUGAUUGGAUGGGGGGCGUCGGUUCCGGAUAGCCCAUUGCCGGAAAGAAGGCGGUAGGAGAUUCCAUUCUUGAAAGGAUCAAGGGAAGGUCUCUGGCCGGGUGCUAUCCUACCGGAAGGAAAAUGUAAUGACAGCACUUGAUGGGAGAGUGAAUCUCUGGUGGUUUGUGAUGUUGCUGAAGAUCUAGUGGAGAAACUGAGAAAGUUUCGUUUUCGCAAAGAAACUAACAAUGCUGCUAUUAUAAUGAAGAUUGACAAGGAUAAACGGCUGGUAGUACUGGAUGAAGAGCAUGAGGGCAUUUCACCAGAUGAGCUUAAAGAUGAACUACCUGAACGACAACCUCGCUUCAUUGUAUAUAGUUAUAAAUAUCUACAUGAUGAUGGAAGAGUUUCAUACCCUCUAUGCUUUAUAUUUUCUAGUCCUGUUGGAUGUAAGCCUGAACAACAGAUGAUGUAUGCUGGGAGUAAGAAUAAACUAGUUCAAACAGCUGAAUUAACCAAGGUAUUUGAAAUAAGAAAUACUGAAGACCUAACUGAAGAAUGGUUAUGUGAAAAACUUGGAUUUUUCCAUUAAUGUGGUAUUUAUAUACUAACCUGAUUUAUACUGGAACCAGACAUAAAUACUUAUUUAUGCCUAAAAAUGCACUGUUAUUUACAUUUUUGUUUCCUGCAGUAAAUUAAAAAACUUUCAGUUAUAAAGUUUGUAUAAAGGAGAAGAUUCUUCUUAUAGUAAUGAAAAUUUUAAAAGCAUUUCCUCGUAUUUUGUAAUUGUUUAGUGAAAUACUUCUGCAGGGAAUUUUUGCACUCUUUGUGACUAAUUUCUAUAACUUCUGGUUCAGAAUUGUUACUAUUUUCAGAAAUCAUUGGAAAGUAGGUGUUUUGCUUGUAUGAGCAAUCAUUGCCUCCUUUUGACAAAUACUGGAUAUUAACAUAUUGUUACUUGGCAAAUAUGUGAAAUGCUUAAAAGGCUUGAAUGGCCCUUUUUUUCUUUUUUCAAGGCAUUUGGGAUUAAGUGACUUGCCUGGGGUAACUGAGGCCAAAUUUAAACUCAUGUCCUCCUGAUUCCAGGAUUUAGAAUGACUCAAAUUUGAGCCUAUAAAUAAUAAGAUUGUAGAGUAUCAUGUGUUCUAAGUCCUUUUUCAUUAGUUCUGGAACUUAUUUAGUUUCCUACAUUUUUAUUCCAUAACUUCCAAUAUACAUAACUAUCAACCAAUAUUAAGUCCUAUGGAGUUAUAAACUUGAGUAUCUCCUAAUGUCAUAUGAAUGUUAGUCAUUUUAAACCUGUUAAUACUGUGCCUUUGAUUUGUUAGCUUUAAAAUUUAUCUUGAGAGUUUUACACCACCAAUAAUCCAGACUUGGUGAAAUUAAUACUUUUGUAAAGGUCCAAGUAAAAUGUUUUAUAGUGUCUAAUUCUAUAAAUGAAAUUUGUAAUAAAACCAACUACAUUUCUGUAAAUUCCAGCCAUUUCCUUGCAUUGGUGAAUGCCUGGCAGUUGAAAGUUAGGGUUUUGUAUGUGUCUGAUUUAGAUUUGUAUCAUUCAGAAGUAGUAUUAACCUUAAACUUUGGUUGUAGGCAACAAAAGUAAUAUGUCAAUUAAAUUCAUAUUGAUGUUAUAAUACUUUAGUUAUCAGAGUGUCAUUGUAGGCUAAAUAAAGAAUAGUUGAUCUAGUCUUUAUAAAUGUCAUCAGCAUAAAUCCUAUUAUGAAGUAUACUUUUAAGCAAUAAAAUUGCUUUAAAAUGUUGAAAACUGAACAUUUUACAAAGACUUGCCAAAAUGUCCUCAGUCCAGUGGUACAACCAAGUAAAUGAUUCAUCUUGUGUCUCUGUCAUUUUCUAAAAAAAUAAGCAAAAACAAUGGUUUUCUAUUUACAAUGGAUUCUAUUUAAUAAUUUCUCUCUGUCAAAUGUAUGUGCCAACUACAUUUAGAGAUUAACAUUAAGAUUUUCUUCUAUGUGUCUUCCUCAAUAGGAAAGCAAGAAAUUAAAGAAAAGAGGAUAUAAAACAGAUGAAAAAAGGAAAAGAGAGAUUUUUGUUGUGGUUGUAUAAGAGUUAGAAAAGAUUCUUUAUUUCUUCCAGAUAAAAUAUUAUUUCAAAAAAAACUUGAGAAUUUUAGGAUUCUUCAGAAUCCUAAUGAAUCUAGAAUCCUAAAUGAAAUAUCAUUUAAAUUCAUAGGAUCAUGCAUCUAGACCUGGAAGGGAUUUUACAGGUCAUCUUGUCCAACCUCUUCAUUUUAUAAUGAGAAAUGUGAAGUUAAGAAGUUCACUGACUCAAAUCACAACCUAGAUUCCAGAAUCAGCAGGAGUUUUACCUUCUAUGCUAAUAUUAGUUGCAAGCAUACUUUUGACUGAAGAAGUAAUAGUCUUGUCUCAGGUCACAGCAAUAAAAGGAAGUAAUGCUGUCAAAGAAUGUAAUUACUUUACCUGCUGUGAGCUUAAAAUAUAGGAAAUUUUUGUCUUUUAUACUAAGAUCCUUUAAGCAAUUUAUUAACCUCCUGUCAGUGAAAUUGUUGCUUUUAUUUUUUAUCUAAUUGUGGCACUGGAUUAUAAACAAUCCAGAUUCUUUAACUUGAUUUUCCCUUUGUGACCAAUGGCAUACAUACAUUUAAAGACAGCUAGUUGUAGUAAUGAGUUCAAUGGAAGUGAUUUUUUUUUUCUUCUAUGAUAAGUGGUCAUUAAAUCUGUGACCAUAGCACAGUGCUUUUAGUGGAGACAUUUUGAGUUAAAAUGUUCUUAGAAUUUGGGCCAGAUUCUCCUUUGUCACUUCAUUAUUUUAUGGUUCCAUUUCAUUUUAAAAUAUUUCCCACCUUCCAAAUAAAAACUGAUCCCAUCUAGUUCGUAAUCUAAUCUUUAUACAUAAUAGUUCCUAACAUAUCCUUCAUCUGGUAGCACUUUCAGACCUUGAGACUGUUGGGAAUGAUACUGAUCACACUUCCAAGAAAUAAUUGCCUCACAAGCAUGACUUUACUUACUUGCUGUCAAAGCAUUUAUUUUGCAAUAGUAAUAGCAAUUCAUUUUGUCUUACUUUUUGCAUUAUUACAGGAAGAGUAUAUUUUGUAAAGAUAGGACAAAUUAAUUAUCCCCUUCUAUGUUAAGUUUGUGUGGGAAAGUCACCUAUCUUUAAAUAUUAUACAGUUUGGCACAUAGUAGAUGCUUAAUAAAUGAUUGGUGGUUGAUUAAUUGAUUGCAGUAUAGUAAUGUCAAAAUGUUCUCCAAGGAUUGGGUAUCAUUCUUUUUCUGAUAUUGGAGCAAAUCUAAGAAAGAGUUUGUCAUUAAUUUAUUAUACUUAAUUUCAGGGUUUUUUUUUAAGAUAUGAGUUUUGUCUUAUUGUUUUUGGAAAUGUAUAUAUACUUAAUACAGUUAAGUACCCUCUUACACUUAAGCAAGUGUUGAUGCAAUUACAAAUAUUUUUAUAAUAAUAUUAAUAAUAGCCUUUGUAGCAAAAGAUUUGACAACACUUUUUCUCCCUAUUAAAAACUCCUAUUAUCAGGAGUCAGACAGCCAUAAAAAAUUGGUGUGCUCAGGUCUGAAUCUUGAAUAAAAUCUUUAAUAUUGGGAGUUCGUUACCAAGUUUGAUUUUACUAUUAAAAAUUCAUUGAGUAAAUAAAUAAAGUUUGUGGGGCUUUUUUAAGCAUUUACUAAUAAAAAAUGGCCAGCAAGCAUAAUUGUAAAUUAUCAAUCCAUAAAGUUGAACUAGUGAUUUGGAUAUUUUCAUAAAAGUUCGAAUGCUAGUAUUUGGUGGAAAUGAGUAUAAUUCAUGUUUUGUGAUUACUGCAUUAGUACCAUGUGUUAUCUCUGUUAAUUCAUUAGAUUAGAUUGACCAUUAUGGAGUCUGGAAUUUGAGCCUUCACAGCUUAUAAAGAUGAAUCUCAAAAUCCUUGGGUCAAAUUGUAUUUUAUAUUUGGAGGGGAGAGGGGGAAAUCAACCUUUUAUCUAGUAACAAUUAAUUAGGGUCCUAAGUAGAAUGUAUUUAAACAAAACUUAAGGUUGUUUCCUCUUAUGCCUUCAUACAUAUAAAAAUAAUUAGAUAGCUGCAAUAUUUAGAUUUAAAGGAUUUAAUUAAAUUUUCAUUGAAAGUAUAAGUUUCUAUAGCCAGAAAGAUUACUUGAACAUUUUGAGAAUUCUGACAUGCUGGAGUUAUGCUUACAGUGAUAGAAAUGUUUUAAAUACAACCUUAUUAAGAAAGCUUGAAACAUUAAACUCACUCUCACAUAUCUUAAUAGUGUCAUGUAGUUGUUUAACAAUAUCAACUGGCUCAACCUUCUUACAUUAUGUCAGUCUUCUCUAUUUCAUAUUGCAUGUUUAUUUUAAAUGGUCUCUAGCUAAGCAUGAUGUAUGUAUUGGUUUAAAUAAAAUGUUAACAUGAAAGAA